Molecule: messenger RNA, 894 nt
Organism: Felis catus (domestic cat)
Lineage: Eukaryota; Metazoa; Chordata; Mammalia; Carnivora; Felidae
Exons: 2
Coding region: 1-864 (287 amino acids)
Molecular function (GO): phosphatidylinositol phosphate binding
Source: RefSeq, a predicted model, not a curated record
AUGAAGGAGACUCUACAUUUACUCCUGCAAGCAACCGUGGCAUGGGAAAGACAGGAUCAAAUGUGUGCAUGGACGAAGAGAAGUCUCCCCGAGCGCGAGCACGGAGAACCCAUGCCAGCAGACCCUACCAUCAUCAUUUCAGAGCAAAGAGAGGUUACAGCAAUCCCAGACAAGGAGCGCCCUCCCUGCAACCCACUUUCCAUCAAAGAGCUAAAGAGGCAUGUGUCUAAGCACCAGUUUCUAGGACAGCAAAGAAGACAUUCUAAAGGGCUGGAAGACAGGUGCAAAGGGCAUGUCUGGUGGUCUCUAAGUCCUUGGAGGAGGAUGCAAGUAGUGAAUAGAGCCACAGGUGGAACCUGUGCAACAGCAGCCUCAGAAGCAUGUGUGGAGAAGCUCACUAGAGAGGCUAAGAAAUGCAAUGAGAGGUGUCCGGAUCUGAAGAUCAAGAAACUGUACAAAGUGCCCGAAUUCCCCUCAAAACGCCUGCCCAACUGGAGGACCAGAGGACUGGAGCAGCGGCGGCAGGGCUUGGAGGCCUAUAUCCAGGGUGUCCUGUACCUGAACCAGGAUGUGCCCAAGGAAUUACUGGAAUUCCUGAGCCUUCGGCACUUCUCCACAGACCUUAAGGCCAGCAACUGGGGCGCCUUGGGGGAGUUCCUGCCCAAGAACUGCAGCUCCCAGCUCCACCACCGGCCUGUCAUCAGCUUCUGCAUGGAUCCCUACGUUUGCAUUCCAUCCCCAGAGCCUCUGUCCAACAUGGUGGUGAAUGGCGUGCUCCAGGGCCUCUAUGGCUUCAGCACCAGCUCAGCUAAAGCCCAGUCCGAGACUCCCUGUCACCCUGCUCCUUUGCCACCGAUGCCCUGACCAGCCCAGAGGUCUGUGGGCCACCUGCCA